AUGCCCACAACACCCUCACCAAAGCCCAGGUAUGUCACCAACCCCAAGAGGUUGAGGUUGCUGUUCCCUCUGUCCAGGACCAUCUGCACCUUUGUCACCGUGCCUGGAGGAAGACCCGGGCUGCCCUUCUUCGUGCCUCCGACAGGACCCAGUCCCAAGCCAACCGUCGCUGAGCCUCAACUCCAGUCUACACCCCGGGUCAAAAGUCCGGUGUCUCCUCCUGCACCAGCUCCUCCACCCCCUCGGCUCAUCGAUGACCAUCCUGCCUAUACAGUCCGGAUUCUGGUCAUGCGCCGUCAGGGUCAUGGCUGGCAGUUCCUGGUGGCCUGGGAGGGAUACGGGCAUGAGGAGUGGGUGCCCCACCGUCACAUUCUGGACCCCUCCCUCUUACGGGAUGUCUUUACCUCACACCCAGAUAAGCCUGGUCGGGCAGCAGAAGAACCUCCCCUGCCCUUGACCUGGCUUGCUGCUCUCCCUCGCAAGCAGCAUGUCCUCAGCAGCCUGUGUUUCGGAGAACCCAAGAGGCUCUCCACUAAACUUGCUAGCCAAUCGGCGGAGUCCUCCAGCGUGACAUCAGGGUCAUGUGACCUGAGCAGGCAGAUCGUGUCCCAGUUGGAGUGCUACCUGUCCAAUGAACACCUGGCAGAGGAUGGCUUCCUGCUCAAACACGUCCAGAGGAACAGGAUGGGAUACGUCAGCCUCAAGCUGCUCACCUCCUUCAAAAAGAUGAAGGACCUGACGAGAGACUGGCGCACCACCCUGGCCGCAGCGCUGUGCUCUGAUUCGCUGGAGGUCAACAGGGAAGGGACCAAAGUGAGGCGCAGAGAGCCUCUGCCUGAUUGGCUGUUGAGUGCCCCCAACAGCAAGCUGCUACUAGCCUGGAACCUGCUUGGGGAAAACACCGGAAGUGACAUCACUACCCUCAGCAGCUUGGACCAGCAGAUAGCGCUAGAGAAAGCUCUGAAGCUGUUCAGUGCCCAUGCUGCCGUGGCCUCGCUGCGUAUCCUCCGUCCUGGGAAAGAGCUUCCUGUGGAGCUGAGACGUCAUGCCAGGAGGCAUGCCGAGCUGGGCCGCAGGACGUGUGCUGUGGUAGAGUUUGAGACCCUGGAGGGGGCCAGGUUGGCCUACCGAGCCCUGCAGAGAGGAGGAGCAGAGGGGGCCGGGGUUUGUGUCGCCAGCCUGGGCAGCCCUGGCUCGUCCCACCCCACCAACCGGCCGGCGGAGAAGGAGGGUGAGGAGGACCCCAAGCCAGAUGGAGGCCCCGAGGUGACUAAGGUGUCCCAGAAAAAUCCCAAGGUGAAAUCUAGAUGUUUCACCAACAGCUCCCUGAAGGAUCCAGUCCUGUCUAGAUGUUUCAUAAACAACUCUAUGAAGGAUCCGGAACUACUGAAGAGCUUAGAGUCUGACCCUGCCCCGGCCAAGGCCGCAGUCCCAACCCUGGGUUCAGCCCCAGCCAGGCUUUCAUGCAGAAGGAUCCAGCGCCAUAAGUCACUGGACAGCCCCCUGGGCCUGGAGGGUCAUUGCCAAACAUCACAAAGUGAUAGGCCCUCCUCCUCGGACAGCCAUGCAUCCCGCACCCCCCUGGUCCUGUCUAAGCUCCGGGACUCAAGGUCUGGAGGUGUGGGAAGGAGCAGGUGCUCUGGGGACCAUGCACAGGAGAAGGUGUCUUGCCCCUGGGUGCAGCGCCAGAAGGUGACUGCUAGCCUGGCCCUACUCCACCCGGAGACCCCGGGCAAGCUGCGGAGACAGACUCUGCCCCUGAGGGUGGUGCGUCUGCCCCAAGGACCCUACGGUACCAAGGGCUUCUAUGGAGGCAGGGGGAGAGGGAAGCUACCUCAGCAGCAGUAAUCUGUCUGUCUAUUUAACAACUAACCUCUUCUGGAUGACACCCUGUCUGUCCCUUUAAAUGUUUCGACUGAUGAAAUGAAAUAUAUUGUAGUGACGAUUGUUGCCAUGAUAACGAAAAAGUUAAGUAAUCGAAAUGAAAGAGAAAUAAAACAUUUUUCCUAUUAAA
Molecule: messenger RNA, 2014 nt
Organism: Salvelinus fontinalis (brook trout)
Lineage: Eukaryota; Metazoa; Chordata; Actinopteri; Salmoniformes; Salmonidae
Product: la-related protein 6-like
Exons: 6
Coding region: 1-1848 (615 amino acids)
Cellular component (GO): nucleus
Molecular function (GO): mRNA binding
Source: RefSeq, a predicted model, not a curated record